This is a messenger RNA of Centropristis striata (black sea bass), 3321 nucleotides long. It is a transcript of the gene pam, whose product is annotated as peptidylglycine alpha-amidating monooxygenase. The record is from RefSeq and is a predicted model, not a curated record. The coding region runs from base 113 to 3049 and encodes 978 amino acids. NCBI's taxonomy places the organism in Eukaryota, Metazoa, Chordata, Actinopteri, Perciformes, Serranidae. Gene Ontology annotation, biological process: peptide metabolic process. Gene Ontology annotation, cellular component: extracellular region; membrane. The transcript has 26 exons. Gene Ontology annotation, molecular function: protein binding; copper ion binding; peptidylglycine monooxygenase activity.
CAAAGGUUUGUUGAGAUAAAGCUUUUAUUGUGAAAGAGUGGAAGUGUGUUUGUUAGGGUUUCUUAUCAACAAGACGCAGGUUCACUUCAGCGGCAGCGAACAGCCCACAGGCAUGAUGGGAAUCCCUGUGCUCUGUGUGACGAUUCUGGCAUUCAUCAGUCACAGCCGGAGCCUGGAAAUAGAAAACCCUCUGUACAGGAUCAAAAGGUCUCAGGAAAACGUCUUGUCAAAUCCCAGUGACUGUGUGUCCAGGACCAGGCAGCAGGUCUUCACAAACACUCAGAACUUCUCUGUGGAUAUUCGGAUGCCGGGUGUUGUCCCAGCUGGGUCCGACACUUACCUGUGCACAUCAUUCCCUGUGCCCACUAGUCGGGAUGCAUAUAUUGUGGACUUUAUACCUCAUGCCAGUAUGGAUACAGUUCAUCACAUGCUUCUGUUUGGCUGCCAGACUCCUGUGUCCACCAGCAGUUACUGGGACUGUGGCAGUGUACAAGGCACUUGUAAAGAUGAAGCAUCCAUUAUGUAUGCCUGGGCUCGGAAUGCACCGCCUACUAAAUUACCCAAAGAUGUUGGUUUUAAAGUUGGAAGAAAUUCAGGAAUGUCCCAUUUUGUGCUGCAGAUCCAUUAUGGAGACGUCAGUGCUUUCAGAGACCAUCAUAGAGAUUGCUCAGGAGUUUCCUUAAGAAUGACCUCCAUACCGCAGCCGUUCAUCGCUGGCAUAUACCUGCUCAUGUCUGUGGACACAGUUAUCCUUCCAGGAAAACAAGUUACAAAUGCAGACAUCGCCUGUGAUUACAGUUCAUAUCCCAUCUACCCGUUUGCCUUCAGGACCCACACACACCACCUUGGCAAAGUGGUCAGUGGCUACAGGGUCCGAGACGGGAAGUGGAGCCUGAUUGGGAGACAGUCCCCUCAGCUACCACAGGCUUUCUAUCCUACUAACAAGGGGAUGAAUGUGAAGUAUGGGGACACCAUUGCAGCCAGAUGUGUGUUUACUGGGGAGGGCAGAACAUCCAAAACCUAUAUUGGUGGUACCUCUAGUGAUGAAAUGUGCAACUUCUAUAUAAUGUACUACAUGGACAGCCAGUAUGCCAACCCCUUCAUGAACUGCAUGGAUUCUGGCUCCAAAGAGUUGUUUCAGCAUAUUCCAGCUGAGGCAAAUGUUCCCAUCGCUGUCAGUCCAGGUCACAUGACCUCUUCCAUGCAUAUGGGACCCUCACCAGAUCAUCAAGAUAACGGAUUACUGCGUACACAUGAAGUAGAGCAGGUUCUGGAUCAGGGUGGCCUCUAUUCUCUUAUAUCCCAGCUGCUAGGCCAGAGCAAGGACAUAGUUCACAUUCAUAAAUACAACCCCAGCAAGAUGCACAGAGGCCAGUCUGAGUUGGUGGCUCUGAUUGAUAGCUUAAUGCAAAAUAUAGACCUGGGCUCUCCCAGUGCCAGACUACCCUUCCAAACAAGGGAAGACCCUGUUUUGGUGAGGGACAGAUUCAACCAGUUCCAUCAGCUUGAGGCCAAACCACUAAGAAGCAAGCUGCUAGCUGAAGGACAAGACUACCACUUGGAGCAGGUCUCAGGAUGGCCUCAGAGUUCUCUCCAGCUGGGUCAGGUGUCAGGACUCGCCCUGGACUCAGAUUCUAACCUGGUGAUUUUCCACAGAGGUGACCACCACUGGGGAGCAGACUCUUUCAACAGCCAGGCUCGAUACCAGCAGAGGUCCCUCGGUCCGAUUCAGCAGUCCACCAUUUUGGUAGUAGACCCAGUCAAAGGCAACAUCCUCAAGGCUUCUGGCAGAGACAUGUUUUAUUUGCCUCAUGGAAUUACUACAGACAAAAAGAAUAAUUACUGGGUCACUGAUGUGGCUCUUCAUCAGGUGCUAAAAGUGAGCAGUGAGAGUGACUCCAGAGACAGAGUACUGCUGGCCCUGGGAGAGGCUUUCACACCAGGAAGUGACAGAAAACACUUCUGCCAGCCCACUGAUGUGGCAGUAGACACUGUGACUGGCAACAUCUUUGUGUCUGAUGGCUACUGCAAUGCCAGGAUAGUCAAGUUCUCUGCUGAAGGCAAAUACCUGUCUGAGUGGGGUUCAGGCUCAUCAGACAGGAGGAGGCACAUCCCGUUCCGGAUCCCCCACAGCUUGGUGUUCCUUCCUGACAGACAGGAAGUUUGUGUUGCUGACAGGGAGAACGGACGAAUCCAGUGCUUUAUGACCGAAACUGGAGAGUUUGUCAAGGAAAUAAAAAAAGAGGAGUUUGGAGGAGAGGUGUUUGCCAUCACCUUUAGCCCUGCUGGAGAUGGCUUGAUCUUUGCAGUGAAUGGGGAAAGUCCAUAUUCCUCAGCUCCACUCAGAGGUUUUGUUAUUGAUUAUCAAACCACGGAAAUUUUAGAUACCUUCAAACCAGAGAAAAAGGAGUUUAAAAUGCCUCACGACAUCGUUGAAACUGGGGAUGGCAGCGUGUUUGUUGGAGAUGCAGGGAGCCAAUUAGUCUACAAGUUCACCUUUGAGAAGUUACAUCGCUCCGUCAAGAAAGCUGGAAUUGAGGUCCAGGAGCUUGAAGAAAUGGAGGCAUUCGUCCAAACUAAGGUGAAGCAGCAGCAGCAGCAUAACACAUCGAAGACGUCCGGCAUCCAAGAGAAGCAAACUGUGGCUGAACAGCCUCCAGCACAGGAAGAGACAGAAGUGGAGAAGAAGAAGAGUGCAGUAAAGCCAAACAGAGGGCAGGGGGCUCUCCCAGCCAUCAUCACCACCCUGCUACUGGUUCCUCUGCUGCUGGUCAUCUCCAUCGGACUCUUCAUCUGCUGGAGAAAAAACAACCGAUGUGAGGUGAAAACUGAACCAAGCUCUGUGGGAGGGAUCCUGGGAAAAAUAAGAGGUAAAGCUGUGGGCAGUCUGAACCUGGGGAACUUCUUUGCGUCCCAUAAGGGUUACAGUCGCCAGGGCUUUGACCAGCUGAGUACUGAAGGCAGCGACCAGGAGAGGAACGACGAGGACAGCAGCGACUCGGAGAACGAGGAGUACUCCGCUCUGCCGCCUCCUGAGUCCUCCUCUUAGACACUGUGGGGCCAAUCCGAGAUGUAUGUUAUUCAUCAUGUGUGCAACGUUGUGUUAGCUGCCAAUCUUAUUGUUUAUAUAUUUAAAAAUAUGCUGUAUAUAAAAACUAUUUACCUUAACUUAGACACUUUAUUUAAUUUAUCUGUGGUCUUGAUAAAGCCUUGGUGACACAAUUUACACAUCUGACUAUGAAAGAUUGUUUUUCCCAAAUCAGGCAUUGCAUUAAAGGAACACUCCACCGUUUUUUCAUAUUAAAACAUGUUAUUCGGUCA